Molecule: messenger RNA, 5214 nt
Organism: Peromyscus eremicus (cactus mouse)
Lineage: Eukaryota; Metazoa; Chordata; Mammalia; Rodentia; Cricetidae
Gene: Per1
Product: period circadian regulator 1
Exons: 22
Coding region: 669-4661 (1330 amino acids)
Biological process (GO): entrainment of circadian clock by photoperiod; circadian regulation of gene expression; negative regulation of transcription by RNA polymerase II
Cellular component (GO): cytoplasm; nucleus
Molecular function (GO): transcription cis-regulatory region binding; transcription corepressor binding
Source: RefSeq, a predicted model, not a curated record
UCCCAGGAUCUGAAGUGUCAGAGGAAGGGAUCAGUUUCUUUAUAAGGUCUAGGCUUUUCUCUCUCCCGCUUCCCAUGGCUAUCAGACAUUUCAUUCAACUGGCUCCUGGACAGGUGUCUUGUUCUGCAAGGCUGCUCAGUUCAGGAAGGAGGUUUCUCUUGAGCACCCACUGUGGCCCAGACGUUUUCCCUGAAAAGGGGUAGCGUCCCCCCCCUCCCUUCUCUUUCAUCAUUCACUGUGUGAGGCACCCGGAGCCCAUUGGUUGACUGAGCCGUGUCUGAAGCCCUUCAGCCCAGCACCAGCACCCAAGUCCACGUGCAAGGAUGUGUGUGACACAGCCCUGACCUCAGUGGGAGCCAGUAGCCAAUCAGGUGCCAGGGAGAGAGCCUUCGCCAACUGGGGGCGGGGCCUGCGGCUCUUCGGGCAGAAGGCCAAUGAGGGGCAGGGCCUGGCAUUAUGCAACCCGCCUCCCAGCCUCUCGGAGCUUCUCGGCUGCGGGCUGAAACGGCAGGCGGCUGGAGGGCGCUCGAACGGCCAGGUGCUGUGAUUAAAUUAGUCAGCCCUCAGGGACAGGGCUACCUCCCUUAUCCAGGCCUCAGAAGCCCCGUCGUGCACCCGUGGUGGCCUCGUCACCUUCUCUGUUCUGUUCUCCACUGCAUGGCCCAGACAUGAGCGGCCCCCUAGAAGGGGCUGAUGGGGGAGGAGACCCCAGGCCCGGAGAACCUUUUUGUCCUGGAGGAGUCCCAUCCCCUGGGGCCCCACAGCACCGGCCUCGUCCAGGCCGCAGCCUGGCUGAUGAUACGGACGCCAACAGCAACGGUUCCAGUGGCAAUGAAUCCAAUGGCCACGAGUCCAGGGGUGCAUCUCAGCGGAGUUCCCACAGCUCCUCUUCUGGCAAUGGCAAGGACUCAGCCCUGCUGGAGACCACCGAGAGCAGCAAGAGUACAAACUCUCAGAGCCCAUCCCCACCGAGCAGUUCCAUUGCCUAUAGCCUCCUGAGUGCAAGCUCAGAGCAGGACAACCCAUCCACCAGUGGCUGCAGCAGUGAACAGUCAGCUCGAGCCAGGACCCAGAAAGAACUCAUGACUGCCCUGCGGGAGCUCAAACUUCGACUGCCACCAGAGCGUCGGGGCAAGGGCCGCUCUGGAACCCUGGCCACACUGCAGUAUGCCUUGGCCUGUGUCAAGCAGGUGCAGGCUAACCAGGAGUAUUAUCAGCAGUGGAGUCUGGAGGAGGGUGAGCCUUGUGCCAUGGACAUGUCUACUUACACCCUGGAGGAACUGGAGCAUAUCACAUCCGAAUACACUCUGAGGAACCAGGAUACCUUCUCCGUGGCUGUGUCCUUCCUGACAGGCCGGAUUGUCUAUAUUUCGGAGCAGGCAGGCGUCCUGCUGCGUUGCAAGCGGGAUGUGUUUCGGGGUGCCCGCUUCUCAGAGCUGCUAGCUCCCCAGGAUGUGGGUGUCUUCUAUGGCUCCACUACACCAUCUCGACUGCCCACCUGGGGCACUGGGACCUCUGCAGGUUCAGGCCUCAAGGACUUCGCCCAGGAAAAGUCCGUCUUCUGCCGAAUCAGAGGAGGUCCUGACCGGGAUCCAGGGCCUCGGUACCAGCCAUUCCGCCUGACCCCAUAUGUGACCAAGAUUCGGGUCUCAGAUGGGGCCCCUGCACAGCCAUGCUGCCUACUCAUUGCAGAGCGCAUCCACUCUGGUUAUGAAGCUCCCCGGAUCCCUCCUGACAAGAGGAUCUUCACCACACGGCACACACCCAGCUGCCUCUUCCAGGAUGUAGAUGAAAGAGCCGCGCCCCUGCUGGGCUACCUGCCCCAGGAUCUCCUGGGGGCUCCAGUGCUCCUCUUUCUGCAUCCUGAGGACCGGCCUCUCAUGCUGGCCAUUCACAAGAAGAUUCUGCAGCUGGCAGGCCAGCCCUUUGACCACUCUCCUAUUCGCUUCUGUGCUCGGAAUGGGGAGUAUGUCACCAUGGACACCAGCUGGGCCGGCUUUGUACACCCCUGGAGUCGCAAGGUGGCUUUUGUGUUGGGCCGCCAUAAAGUCCGCACGGCACCCCUGAAUGAGGACGUCUUCACUCCCCCAGCCCCCAGCCCGGCUCUGUCCCUGGACGCUGACAUACAGGAGCUCUCAGAGCAGAUCCAUCGACUGCUGUUGCAGGUGAGAGUUGAGGAAGGUCAGGGACGAAGUGGUCGGGAAGCAGGAUGUAGACCUCUGACCGACCCGUUCUUCUCCCUGCUGCAGCCUGUGCACAGCUCCAGCCCCACGGGGCUCUGUGGAGUCGGCCCUCUGAUGUCGCCCGGUCCUCUCCAUAGCCCUGGCUCCUCCAGUGAUAGCAAUGGGGGCGAUGCCGAGGGGCCUGGGCCUCCUGCUCCAGUGACUUUCCAGCAGAUCUGUAAGGACGUGCAUCUGGUCAAACAUCAGGGACAGCAACUCUUCAUUGAGUCCCGGGCCAAGCCUCCACCUCGGCCCCGCAUCCUUGCUACAGGGACCUUCAAGGCCAAAGUCGUCCCCUGCCAGUCCCCAAACCCUGAACUGGAGGUGGCCCCUGCUUCUGACCAAGCCCCACUAGCAUUAGCCCCUGAGGAGCCAGAGAGGAAAGAAGCCCCCGGCUGUUCCUACCAACAGAUCAACUGCCUGGACAGCAUCCUCAGGUAUUUGGAGAGCUGCAACAUUCCCAGCACAACGAAGCGUAAAUGUGCCUCCUCCUCUUCCUGCACUGCUUCCUCAGCCUCUGAUGACGACAAGCAGCGGGCAGGCCCAGUUCCUGUCGGGCCCAAGAAAGAUCCGACGUCAGCAGUGCUGUCUGGGGAGGGGGCCACUCCUCGGAAGGAGCCAGUGGUGGGAGGCACCCUGAGCCCGCUCGCCCUGGCCAAUAAGGCAGAGAGCGUGGUGUCUGUCACCAGUCAGUGUAGCUUCAGCUCCACCAUCGUCCAUGUGGGAGACAAGAAGCCCCCGGAGUCGGACAUCAUCAUGAUGGAGGACCUGCCUGGCCUAGCCCCUGGCCCAGCCCCUAGUCCGGCCCCAAGCCCCACAGUAGCCCCUGACCCAGCCCCAGAUGCUUAUCGUCCAGUGGGUCUGACCAAGGCUGUGCUGUCCCUGCACACACAAAAGGAAGAGCAAGCCUUCCUCAGCCGCUUCCGAGACCUUGGCAGGCUGCGUGGACUUGACAACUCUUCUGGGGCCCCCUCAGCCCCUGGCGAGCGAGGCUGCCACCAUGGCCCCAUGCCCCCUGGUCGCCGACACCACUGCAGAUCUAAAGCAAAACGUUCUCGCCACCACCAGACCCCCCAGCCUGAAACUCCCUGCUAUGCUUCCCAUCCGUCGUCACCUGUGCCCUCUUCUGGACCCUGGCCACCCCCGCCAGCCACUACCCCCUUCCCAGCAGUGGUCCAGCCCUACCCACUCCCAGUGUUCUCCCCUCGAGGAGGUCCCCAGCCUCUUCCCCCUGCCCCCGCAUCUGUGCCCCCUGCUACUUUCUCUUCUCCCUUGGUGACCCCAAUGGUGGCCUUGGUGCUCCCUAACUAUCUCUUCCCUACCCCACCUAGCUAUCCAUAUGGGGUAUCCCAGGCCCCUGCUGAGGGGCCACCUACCCCUGCUUCCCACUCACCUUCCCCAUCCCUGCCCCCACUGGCCCCCAGCCCCCCACACCGCCCAGACUCCCCACUGUUCAACUCGAGAUGCAGUUCCCCACUCCAGCUCAAUCUGCUGCAGCUUGAGGAAUCCCCCCGCACUGAGGGGGGUGCUGCUGCGGGGGGCCCUGGAAGCAGUGCUGGGCCCCUGCCUCCCAGUGAGGAGGCUGCUGAGCCAGAGGCCAGGCUGGUGGAGGUAACUGAGUCCUCCAAUCAGGAUGCUCUUUCAGGCUCCAGUGACCUGCUGGAGCUAUUGCUACAAGAAGAUUCUCGCUCUGGCACAGGCUCUGCAGCCUCAGGCUCCCUGGGCUCUGGCUUGGGCUCUGGGUCUGGUUCAGGAUCCCACGAAGGAGGCAGCACCUCAGCUAGCAUUACUCGUAGCAGUCAAAGCAGCCACACAAGCAAGUACUUUGGUAGCAUUGACUCUUCAGAGGCUGAGGCUGGCGCUGCUCAGGCCAGGACUGAGCCUGGGGACCAGGUCAUUAAGUAUGUGCUCCAGGAUCCCAUCUGGCUGCUCAUGGCCAAUGCUGACCAGCAUGUCAUGAUGACUUACCAGGUACCCUCCAGGGACACAGCCUCUGUGCUGAAGCAAGACAGGGAGAGGCUGCGGGCCAUGCAGAAGCAACAGCCACGGUUCUCAGAGGACCAGCGACGGGAACUGGGUGCUGUGCACUCCUGGGUCCGGAAGGGCCAGCUGCCUCGGGCCCUUGAUGUGAUGGCUUGUGUGGACUGCGGUAGCAGCAUUCAAGAUCCUGGCCAUUCUGAUUCCCCGCUCUUCUCAGAACUGGAUGGAUUGGGGCUGGAGCCUAUGGAAGAGGGUGGAGGCGAGGGUGGAGGUGGUGGUGGUGGUGGAGGUGGUGGUGGUGGUGGUGGUGGUGAGGAGUGUGACGGUGGUGGUGAGGAGGCCCGGACCCAAAUUGGGGCUAAGGGCCCAAGCUCUCAGGACUCUGCCAUGGAGGAAGAAGAACAAGGUGGAAACUCAUGCAGUCCAGCUUUACCUGCAGAAGAGAAUGGCACCAGCUAGACUCCAUUGGGGGGGCCACUUGCAGCAGUCUAUGAGAGGCUUCCUUUUCAACCAUGUUAGGGUUCUUAGAACUCAAGAUAUGGCUGGACCAACCGAUAGGAAACUGCCCCAGCUUCUCCCAACAUAGGGGGCAGGACCCCCACUACCAGCCCAGGACCCAGGCAGGAGCUGCCUCUAAGCCUCUUAGCAGAGAGUGGAAGUUUCAGCCCAAUUUGGAGGAUUGCCCGUUCCCACCCUGCUGAGGAGACCUGUCCUCAUCCAGUUAAGGUGGCUGACAAGCUGCUGAAGUGGUCUCUCCAAAUCUCAGCUGAGCCUGAGUCCCAGUCGGAGGGUUGGGGCUGCACUUAUUUAUUGGGGGAGACAGCUCACUCUCCUACCUCAUCCCAAGAUGGGAGGGGGGAGCCUGGGGUCCAUGUGGGACCCAGGGGUUUUGAACCCCUAGCUGCUCCAGGGUGGGGGAGGUUGGUGGACCAUGGAGUCCCUGGUGCUGCCCCUCAGGUGGGACCCAGGUGUUCUCAGCUCUACCCUCUACCAAUGGCAUUUGUGUUUUUGA